AUGCAUCACGAAAUACCAAACGACCCAGUCGUCUGCCCAGAGGGAGGGCUCGUUGGCAACCUCGUUGUGGCAGGCGGCUUCAGCGCUAUCAUGGGCGGACUUGGUCUAAUGAACAGCAUUGGGAUCUACCAAGCCUGGAUCUCAACACACCAGCUCUCAGAUAUCAGCGAGGGGCAAAUUGGCUGGAUCUUCGGAAUAUACAACUUCCUUGUAUUCUUCUGCGGGAUCCAGAUCGGACCCAUUUUCGAUAUCAAAGGGCCGAGGCUGCUCAUGUGGAUUGGCUCAAGUCUGCUUGUAUUGACCUUCAUCCUCAUGGGAUUUUGCACGGAGUACUGGCAUUUCCUCAUUGUGAUUGGCAUCCUGGGAGGAACGGGUACAUCUUUCAUAUUCAUUGUACCCGUCGCGAGCAUUGGGCAUUUCUUUGUCAAGCGCCGAGGCGCAGCAACUGGUCUCGCAUUAGGCGGGGGUAGUAUCGGCGGCGUUAUCUUCCCCUUGGUAUUGCUGUACCUCGCACCACAGAUUGGAUUUGCCUGGGCUAGUCGUGUUGUGGGUUUGAUCACGCUGAUUCUUUUGAUCCCCGGCUGUUUUCUAAUCCGAGCGAACUUUCCUCCCAAUGCCCGAUCAGCUCCGUCGCUCAAGGCAUUCCUUCCCGAUCUCACCAUUCUAAAAGACCCAAUCCUCGCUCUGACGACACUAGGGGUUUUCUUCAUUGAAUGGGGCUUCUUCGUUCCACUCGAGUAUGUUGCCUCGUAUGCAAUUGCGAGUGGGAUUGACACCAAUAUUUCGUAUUUGAUGGUCGUCUUUUUGAACGCGGGUUCUUUUCCCGGUCGUUGGUUGCCGGGCAUUGUCGCUGAUCGCAUCGGUCGGUUCAACACAUUGAUUUUGACAAACAUUCUUUGUUUGAUUUCGGUCCUGGGUAUUUGGAUGCCCGCAGAUGGGAAUAUUGUUGCUACGGUGAUAUUCUCUAUUGUAUUUGGAUUCGCUAGUGGAAGUAAUAUCAGCCUUGUGCCAGUCUGCGUGGGAGAGCUGUGUCCUGUCGAAAAUUAUGGGAGAUAUUAUACCACUGUGUACACUAUUGUUAGUUUUGGGGCAUUGACCGGUGUCCCGAUUGCUGGAGAGAUCAUCAAUGUCUGCGAUGGGGAGUACUGGGGACUGAUUGCAUUUGCUGGAUGUUCGUAUGCAGCCGGAUUGAGCUGCUUUGUUGCUGUCAAACUGAUGCAAAAUAAAAGAGGCAAAUCGCUGGCGAAGGUUGAGGCGCCGGGUGUUUAG
This is a messenger RNA of Penicillium vulpinum, 1269 nucleotides long. RefSeq lists its product as uncharacterized. Gene Ontology annotation, molecular function: transmembrane transporter activity. Gene Ontology annotation, cellular component: fungal-type vacuole membrane. The record is from RefSeq and is a predicted model, not a curated record. Bases 1 to 1269 code for a protein of 422 amino acids. The transcript has 2 exons. Gene Ontology annotation, biological process: transmembrane transport. Lineage: Eukaryota; Fungi; Ascomycota; Eurotiomycetes; Eurotiales; Aspergillaceae.